UGUUUAUGGUUGCUUAGCAACUUCCAAACGCCGUGGGAAGAAGAGACCUGCAACCAUAGACGUGCUAUGCCUGCUAUAGCUACUAUAACUAUAGCUACCCGACGAGGACACUCUACUUUCCAGUAGACAAGUAGAAUUUCAAUCUACUAUGAGUAUUUUCGUACUUUGUUUGAAACUUUCAGGUCGUCAGCUUUUCUCAGAAGACUUCUUAGAAGCUACACCGGGACGUUGUGAACUGUAGCCGCUAGCUAACGUUAGCCGGCACUGCAGAGCUUGGCUAACUGUCUGCUCCAACUCAGCUUUAUCUACGUGAUGAAUUUAAGCAGAAUUUAACAUUUUCCUUGCUUAUAGCUGUUAUAUUGUACAAGCCAACUGGUGUGGAGUGAAUGUUGAGACAUGGGGUCAGAGUCAGUGAAGGUGGUGGUCAGGUGCAGGCCCCUGAAUGACAGGGAGAAGGCUCUGGGCUCUAAGAUGGUGCUUUCAAUGGACCUGGACAGGUGUCAGUGCUUCCUACUGAAGACUGGGGCAGUGGACGAGCCGCCCAAACAGUUCACCUUUGAUGGGACCUACUUCAUUGAUCAAACCACUGAGCAGAUGUACAAUGAGAUUGCCUAUCCUUUGGUUGAGGGUGUCACUGAGGGAUACAAUGGCACAAUCUUUGCCUAUGGACAGACUGGAAGUGGAAAGUCUUUCACCAUGCAGGGAGUGCAUGAUCCUGCAGCCCAGAGGGGGGUCAUUCCACGAGCCUUUGAGCACAUCUUUGAGAGUAUUCAGUGUGCAGAAAAUACAAAAUUCCUGGUGAGGGCCUCCUACUUGGAGAUUUACAAUGAAGAAAUCCGAGACCUUUUGGGAAAUGACACUAAACAGAGAUUGGAGCUGAAAGAGCAUCCAGAGCGUGGGGUGUACGUGCGGGACCUCUCCAUGCACACUGUGCACAGUGUGGAGGAGUGUGAGAGAAUUGUGGAGCGAGGCUGGGGGAACCGGGCUGUGGGCUACACGCUGAUGAACAAGGACUCCUCCCGCUCCCACUCCAUCUUCACCAUCCACUUGGAGAUCUGCAACACAGACGCAGCGGGCCAGGAUCACCUACGGGCAGGUAAACUCAACCUUGUUGACCUGGCGGGAAGCGAGCGUCAGUCAAAAACCGGUGCUACAGGUGAGCGCCUCCGCGAGGCCACCAAGAUCAACCUCUCCCUCUCGGCCCUGGGGAACGUCAUCUCCGCCCUGGUGGACGGACGCUCCAAACACAUCCCCUACCGGGACUCCAAGCUGACCAGACUGCUGCAGGACUCUCUGGGAGGAAACAUGCGCACCUUGAUGAUCGCCUGUCUCUCCCCCGCCGACAACAACUAUGAGGAAAGUCUCAGCACGAUGCGCUACGCCAACCGGGCCAAGAGCAUCCAGAACAGGCCUCGAAUCAAUGAGGACCCAAAGGAUGCUCUGCUCCGAGAGUAUCAGGAGGAGAUCAAGAAGUUGCGGACCCUCAUCUCAGGCCAGCUUGGCACUGCUAACCUUGAGUCUCUGCUGGCUGGUCAGUUGUCUGAGGCGUCUCCUGCUGUUCCUUCGAGGCCACCAUCCAGCACCACACAAGCAGAGAAGGAGAAGAUAAAAGAGGAGUACGAAGAGAGGCUGGCCAAGUUGCAGGCUGAGUACAAUGCAGAGCAGGAAUCCAAAGCCAAGCUGCAGGAGGACAUCACUGCCCUGCGUUCCUCCUAUGAAUCCAAGCUGUCUGCUCUGGAAAAGGCUCGAGCCAGCAGGGGGAGCUCUGUCCCAAAGAAUGACAACAGAAAAUCAUUUGGCGCCAACAAAGAACAAUUGAGCUCCAGCUGUAAGAUGACAGACCUUGCUGAGGAACAGCUCUGCAACAACACAGAUCCCAUGUGCCACAUUACAUCUGGAGAAAGUUCCCUGGCCAAGCCUGAUGAACCUGGUGCUGCAAUCGGUGACCCAAAAGGUCCAGAUGGGGACAGGCUCAUAGCCUCGCCUGACAUCACUGCGGGGCCUCUGGACCAGCAACACGUCCUGGAAAGACUGCAGCAGCUGGAACAGGAGGUGGUAGGGGGGGAGCAGGCCAGGAACAAAGAGUUACGCCAGAGGCAGAGGCAGAGGAAGAACCUUGCUGACCAGAGAGUCCAGCUUAUCUGCACUUUGUCAGAGAACAGUGAGGACAGUGAAAAUGUGCUGUUGAAAGUCUACAACUCCAUCCAAGAAGAAGUUCAUGCCAAAAGCCAAAUGCUGGACAAGGUCCAGGGCAAGCUGAAAGCAGCCAAACUGGAGAUCCGUGACCUGCAGGCCGAGUUCGAGGUGGAGAGAGAUGACUACCUGGCAACGAUCCGGCGGAUGGAAAGGGAUCGCCUGUUACUGCACAGCCUGCUGGAGCGUACGGUGUCCCUGGUGCGGCGUGACUGCAACUACAGCAACCUGGACCGCUUGAAGAAAGAAUCUGUCUGGGACGAGGACAGCGCCAGCUGGAGGCUGCCGGACGUCAUGGUGCAGAAAACAACACUGCCUUCAGCUGUGACUCCGAAAUUUUCAGCUGGCAGAGGUUCAGCUGCUGAUACCGGAGAGCCAUUCAUGCAGGUGGAGGAGGACAGGUACAAGGAGAUGCUUGACCGUAGUGACAGUGAGAACAUCGCCAGCAGCUACUUCAAGUCAAAGAGAGCGAACCAACUGCUGGGAUGGGAAGCUACCAAGGGACACAGCAUCCACUCUCCUGCUGUGGUUAACGGGGCGGCCCACCACACUGUGACUGGUUCCACCAUGAACCCCCCUGUCAGCUCCGACUCCGUCCUGCCACGCCCCUUCCGCCUGGAGUCGUUGGGUGUCCCAAUGUCGAAUGGUAAGAUAAGGCGCAAAAAAAGCAAAUCUCACAUCCACAAUGAGGGGAUAUGAAAAGACUGUUCCCACGCCCUGCAAUACUUAAACAUAUCACUGUCCUCUGUUUUUUUUUUAACCAAUAUGUUAUAUACACUGUGAUUGAUCGCAGACAGUAUUCAAUUAUUUUAAUGGAAUUUCUGAUAACCCCUGCUAUUCAGAAAUAUACACAGCAGCCAUGUUUUGUGGACAUUACGAGUCCAGUUGUGACAUGUGUUUUAAAUCCCAUUUUGAAUUUUUAUUUUAAACAAA
This is a messenger RNA of Etheostoma cragini (Arkansas darter), 3126 nucleotides long. RefSeq names its product kinesin family member 17 (gene kif17). The transcript is spliced from 14 exons. The coding region runs from base 397 to 2892 and encodes 831 amino acids. The record is from RefSeq and is a predicted model, not a curated record. NCBI's taxonomy places the organism in Eukaryota, Metazoa, Chordata, Actinopteri, Perciformes, Percidae. Gene Ontology annotation, molecular function: microtubule binding; microtubule motor activity; ATP binding. Gene Ontology annotation, biological process: microtubule-based movement.